AUGUUACGUAAUGAUAUAUUACAUUCAUUAGGACUCAAGCAGUUUGUAAUUACCUUAUGUACAAAUGUUGAAGUAAAUAGUUAUUCAAAUCCAAUGAUCAUAGAUCAACAAACAUCAAUUUCCUGUCCAUAUAGAACAACUUUACAUAUUUUUGAUGCAUAUUACAGUCAAGUGCUUGACAAAAAUUCACAAUGCUCAAAUUCACCUGAGCAUAUUGAAAGAAAUCUAAAGUAUUUAGAUAGACCAACUACAAAGUUCAGUCUAAUAACUGAAUGCCAAGCUAAAUCAAUUGGACAGAUUGUAAAACGGUUGUGUGAUGGUACAAAUAGAUGUGAUUUAAUUCAUCAAUUAAAACAGAAGAAUAUCACAAAUUGUCCAUACCCAUCGGUUUUACAAGUAAAUUAUACAUGCUUCCCAGUCUAUUCUAAACAAGAAGUUAUUUGUGCAGAUUCUUAUGUUGAAUUAUCCUGUAAAGCGUUUUCUAUGGACAUGGGAUUAAUAGUAUUAGAAGCUGUACUUAACCAUAAUCUUUCAAUACAAUUAACUUCACCUUCCGAAACAAGUUUGCAAGGAUGUUUAAGAUCAAAUGCAAAUGGAGUUAAUAAAGGAAACAUGCCUGAUAACAGUCAAACUAAGUCAUCUGUGACACCAGCAGAAUAUAUCACUGGUCAUAAUAUAAAAAAAAUUCCAUGUCCUUCAAUUGACUCUAUUUCAAUUAUUUCAAAUAAAUGUAAUGGAUAUUUAACAUGUACUGUUAGUCCAAAUCUAGUACUUGAAUCAUUACAUCUAAUUAAUUCAAGAAAGUCUACUCUUUUUAAACAAAUGUCAUGUACAAAAUCUUAUCUAUAUUUAAGAUAUACAUGUGUGCAUAAUUUAUUGUUGGAAAAUACUCUUCGUUCAGAGGAUUCAAAGAAUUCAGUCAAACUUAGAGAAAAACAGACUUUUAAACUAAGGAAGAGACUAAACAAGUCAAGUGGAAACGGAAGGAUUAAUCAUAAAAUGAAUGAUAUGAAUGUUAUAUUAUUUAAUGAUAAUUUAAGUCUUUACUCUGGUCAAAUAGAUGUAUCAACUUCACAACUGAAUUCUGUGGAACCCAAACCAAGAAGUCCAAAUAUUGCAAUCAAUGAUGAACUAUUAAGUGUACUUAACGAAUUAUCUGUUCCUUCAAAGACAAAACCAACUCAUAUUUAUCUUUCUGCUUUGUUACCUUCAGUACUGUGUAUAAUGGUCAGUUGUAUAUUUGCAAUAGGUAUAUUAUGUCAUAGAAAGCAAUUAUUCAAGAAAAAACUUAAAUCCAACUACAUUUCUAGAAUAUUGCAUAAUCCAACUUAUUGUGAUCAACAUUCCACGUAUAAUGUUACAAUUGAUGAUAACAAUCAUGAAACCGUUUGUCAAUCAGAUUUGCAAACAAAUCAUUCAUAUUUGAGUAAAUCUGUCAAGAAUUGUAUAUCUGAAUGGGAGAGUGGAAAAAAUUACACUCCUUAUUUACAAUCAUUACAACAAGUAAAUUGUUCAACUGGUCAUUCGACUCAAUAUUGUCCUAAUUGUAACAAUGAACAAAAAGAUCUAUCACAUUUAUUUCACUAUCAAAAUAUUUCAUAUGGUGAUAAUGAUAUUAUUAGUAAUAAUAAUAUUAUAAAUCAGUCAGUUAAGGCAAGUCCGAAUUCAAGUGGUCAGAUGCCUAGUAAAGAGAACUCAUUUCCAUUGACUAGUUCUCAAAUGAUAAAUAAAACAGAGAAUUUGUCCCCAUCAUCAGUAAAGUGUUUAUCACAUGGAUUUGUCAACAAUUCAAUGAUGCAUUAUAAUCAGUGUUAUUCAUCUCAAUUUAACCAUACUACUGGUUUGAGUUAUGGUAAUUUUACAAAUGGUUCCAAUAAUAUUAUUAUUAAUAAUAAUGAUAAUAUUAAUAGCAAGCAAAUCAAUCAACAAACCAAUACUCUUAAAUCAAAUGAACAUGAGGACGAUACUAAACCAAAACAACUUCAUCCUCUAAAUGAUAGUUUAGUAAGUAAUACAAAAUUGUAUUUUUAUCAAGAUGAUGAACUGAUUCCUAAUAUUCAUGCAAAGUUAUAUGAUGUUAAUAUUCAUGAAAAAGAAAAGGUCACUUCUGGUUCACAGGAGAAACCUGUAAAUGUGAAUAAAGGAGAUUUAUCGACAAAUUCAUCAGAACAAAUAAAUUGUAAAAUUAAGCGUCGAUUAGCACCACCGUUAUUUAGUUCUGGAGAUGAUUUAUUACCAAAUUAUAUGAUGAAUACAAAAUCACCAGCUCACUUAAAAUACGGUAUAAUACCUGUGGUUCGAUAUCCUUACGAUUCGGAUGAUCAGUUAAAGGAUUCAGAUUCUGAUGUAUCAAAGUAUCCUCAAGCUAAAGAUUCGUUGAAUUAUUUGAGAAAUUACGAAAAUAAACCUGACAUAUGUUUAAGUGUAAACAAUGAUAAUUCAAACCAAAAGUAUUCAAUUUCUACUUCACCAACAUUUAAUAUGCUAAAUCCUAAUAGGAGUCAAUUAUCUCGUACUGCAUCGGAUCAUAAAGUUCAAAAUCCAGUUAGCCCUUCAUUGAUCAGAAGUGUAACUUCACAAAUAACUAAUAAUUCAGCUAAUUCAUUUGUAAAAAUAUCCUAA
Molecule: messenger RNA, 2622 nt
Organism: Schistosoma curassoni
Lineage: Eukaryota; Metazoa; Platyhelminthes; Trematoda; Strigeidida; Schistosomatidae
Source: the annotation of a GenBank genome assembly